Messenger RNA from Paracoccidioides brasiliensis Pb18, 645 nucleotides. Its product is annotated as adenine phosphoribosyltransferase. Gene Ontology annotation, molecular function: adenine phosphoribosyltransferase activity; AMP binding; adenine binding. Gene Ontology annotation, cellular component: cytoplasm. Gene Ontology annotation, biological process: AMP salvage; adenine salvage. The coding region runs from base 1 to 645 and encodes 214 amino acids. The transcript is spliced from 2 exons. The record is from RefSeq and is a predicted model, not a curated record.
AUGAGUGACCCUCCCUCCAACCAUCCGACAUCCCAUCAGAGUGAUGCCACCACCACCCAGGUCUCCGGACACCCCUCCACCAAUCCCUCCGCCACCACCGAACUCUCCAGUCUUAAGAUAGAGCUUCGCGGUGCCCUCCGCCAAUUCCAGGACUUCCCUUCCAAAGGCAUCUUGUUCGAAGACAUCCUCCCUAUCUUCGCGGAUGUUUCUCUCCACGAAGCCCUGAUAAGAUGUUUAGAACUGCACAUCCUCGAAACAUACGGUGAAGACCAGAAGCCUGAUGUCAUUGUUGGUUUGGAAGCCAGAGGUUUCUUGUUUGGCCCUUCCCUCGCGUUGAGGCUGGGGGCUGCGUUCGUGCCCGUGAGGAAGAAGGGCAAGCUACCAGGUCCGGUUGAGACAGAGACAUAUCAGAAGGAAUAUGGGCAGGAUUGCUUCCAGAUACAGUCGGAUUCUAUCAAGCCGGGAAAGAAAGUAGUUGUGGUAGACGACAUUAUUGCAACAGGCGGAUCUGCAGCCGCAGCUGGAGCUCUCGUUAAAAAGCUCGGAGGCAAUCUUCUUGGUUUCGUCUUCGUGCUUAAUCUGGAUUCCUGCAAGGGAUGCGAAAAGCUCCCCGCCCCCACGUACACCAUUCUGUCGACCCAAUGA